CUUGCGUUUGUGUUGACGCUGUCUAUAAACAGUGUAGGCUUCUUAAAAAUGGAUGUCAAGUGGGGUUUUGUGUUUGUUAUUAUUGUUAUGGUAGAAAAUAGUGAUUGUGACAAUUUUCAGGAUACUCUAGGACACAUUAAACCUCAAGCUAACACCUCAACCCAAGCCCAAGCAGUCCUUGACCUAAUAAUCAGAAAUAUUCCUCUUCGUGCCAAUGAAUUUGCCGUGCAAAUUGAUUCAAAUUUAGGAACAGAAGGAAAGGAUACUUUCAGUAUUAAGAAAGAAAAUGGGACCGUGAACAUAAUAGCAACAACAGGAGUCGCUGCAGCCACUGGAUUUCAGUAUUAUCUGAAGUAUUACUGCAAUGGUCACAUAUCAUGGGAGGCUUCCCAGGUGAAUCUACCAGAUGUUUUGCCUGACGUAGAUGUUACUAUGACUCUGAACGAUAGAUUUCGGUACUAUCAAAAUGUGUGCACGACAAGUUACAGUUUCGUGUGGUGGGACUGGACCCAGUGGGAAAAACACAUCGAUUGGAUGGCUCUGAAUUCCUUUAAUUUGGUUCUAGCCUUUAACGGACAAGAAGCGAUCUGGGAGAGGGUGUAUUCAAAGUUAAAUUUGACCCAAAGUGAUAUCGAUGAGCAUUUCACUGGACCAGCGUUUUUAUCAUGGUUGCGAAUGGGCAACAUGCGCGGAUGGGGUGGGCCUUUAUCCAAGGCAUGGCAUGACAGAUCUAUUUAUUUACAAAAACGCAUUUUGCAAAGAAUGAGAAACUUGGGAAUGAUACCAGUUUUACCAGCAUUUGCAGGGCAUCUCCCAAGAGCAUUCAAAAGUAUCUAUCCUGAUGUAAAUAUGACAAAAAUGCAAGUAUGGAAUAGCUUCAACGAUACUUACUGCUGUCCCUACUUCCUAGAUCCAACAGAAGAGCUAUUUAAAGUUAUUGGUAAAAUGUUUUUAGAUGAGCAAACAGCAGAGUUUGGUACGGAUCACGUCUACAACUGUGACAGCUUCAAUGAGGUUGACCCAUCUACUAGUGACCUAACUUACCUCUCAAAUGUUGGGAAAAGUAUUUAUUCUGCCAUGACAGCAGCUGAUGCUGAUGCUAUUUGGGUAAUGCAAGGUUGGCUUUUUGUGCAUUCUAUGUUUUAUUGGACUCGUGAACGAGCCAAAGCUCUACUAACCUCAGUGCCAAAAGGAAAAAUGAUCGUUUUAGAUCUCCAGUCUGAAGAAUUUCCGCAAUACGAUCGCCUGGAACAAUAUUUUGGUCAACCAUACAUUUGGUGUAUGUUGCACGACUUUGGAGGAACAUUGGGGAUGUUUGGAUCAGUAAAUAAAAUAAACGAGGAUGCAAUAAAAGCUAGGAAGGAACAAGGUAGCACAAUGAUUGGAACUGGUUUAACACCAGAAGGCAUAAACCAGAAUUACGUCAUUUACGACCUGAUGACUGAAUCAGCUUGGAGAAGUGAACCAGCUAACCUAACUGAUUGGUUCACAAAUUACACUAUAAGGAGAUACGGUGCAAAUGACGAAUAUGUCAUACGAGCAUGGCAAAAAUUAAAAGAUUCUGUAUAUGAUUUUAAUGGAAUCGAGAAGAUUAGAGGGCGAUAUGCUAUUACCAAUACACCAAGUUUAAAACUUAACAUAUGGACAUGGUAUGAAUAUUCAGAGGUAUUCGAUGCUUGGGAUUGGUUCAUAAAAGCCGCUGAUAAUUUGUACGACAGUCCUGCCUUCCUUCACGAUCUCGUAGACGUAACUAGACAAGUGCUUCAAAUCAACGGUGAUGUUUACUACGAAAAAUUGGUAUCCUCCUUCAAAGCAGAAAAUAAAGACGAGUUUAAGGACGCUACGGAAAUAUUUAAAAAUAUACUCUCCGAUUUGGAAUUGAUCCUUUCAACUAAUAAAGAUUUCUUACUAGGCCCUUGGCUUGAGUCUGCUAAAUCAUGUGCCAGUGAUUCACAAGAGGAAGAUCUGUUUGAGUACAACGCUAGAAAUCAAAUAACUCUGUGGGGUCCAUCCGGAGAAAUCAUCAACUAUGCCAAUAAGCAAUGGGCGGGUGUGGUAUCCCAUUUCUUCCAACCAAGGUGGGAGAUUUUCAUUCAGAAUAUGAAUAAGUCUCUAGAAACGAAUACGAAAUUUAAUGACUCUUUGGUGAGACAAGAAAUGUUUAGGAACGCUGAGGAACCUUUUACUUUUGAUAGAACUAUAUUCCCAAUGGAACCUACAGGUGAUACCGUCGAAAUUGCCAAACAAAUUCACGAGAGAUGGUCCAGUUUCAAAUCUUUCAGUAGGGUUGAACGUUCGAGUAGAGAGGAAGAAGCCUAUUAUUUUCAAAACUACGUAAAAGAAGAUCCUAGCAUUGUUCUAAUAAAGUAGAAUACCUACCUUGGUUAUUCAUGCACAACUGAUUAUUAAGUAUUAUAGUAAUUAUUAGUAAUCAUGUUUUAUUAUUGUGAAUAUAACAAUUAUAAUGGUUAAUGAUUUGUAAUACUACA
Molecule: messenger RNA, 2489 nt
Organism: Anoplophora glabripennis (Asian longhorned beetle)
Lineage: Eukaryota; Metazoa; Arthropoda; Insecta; Coleoptera; Cerambycidae
Product: alpha-N-acetylglucosaminidase
Exons: 16
Coding region: 49-2370 (773 amino acids)
Source: RefSeq, a predicted model, not a curated record